Fomitopsis serialis is the source of this 733-nucleotide messenger RNA. Its product is annotated as APG12-domain-containing protein. Gene Ontology annotation, cellular component: Atg12-Atg5-Atg16 complex; phagophore assembly site membrane; cytoplasm. Bases 15 to 392 code for a protein of 125 amino acids. Lineage: Eukaryota; Fungi; Basidiomycota; Agaricomycetes; Polyporales; Fomitopsidaceae. The transcript is spliced from 5 exons. The record is from RefSeq and is a predicted model, not a curated record. Gene Ontology annotation, biological process: C-terminal protein lipidation; nucleophagy; autophagosome assembly.
CGCGAACACACCGCAUGGCAGACGGUCAGGCUCGCGUUUUGCCCUCGGCAUGGACGUCGCUCGACACCGCAGGCAGCAUGCAGGAAGCCCAGGAUGCCCUUGAGGCCUACAGGAAGAAAGAUCCGAACAAAGUCGUCGUGCGGUUCAAGGCGGUCGGGAAUGCGCCAAUCAUGAAGCAGAAUUUCUACAAGAUCACCGCGUCGAAUAGAUUCCAGGCGGUGAUUCAGUUCUUGAGGAAGGAGCUGGGGUGGAAGGCUGGAGACCCGCUGUUCACGUACAUCAACCUUGCGUUCUCUCCCGCGCCGGAUGAUACCGUGACGAACUUGUUUAAGUCAUUCGCGACAGAUGGCCAUCUAAUAGUGAACUAUAGUACAACUGCAGCAUGGGGCUGAUGCUUGUGUCUUUAAUGUGUAUACCCUUCGUAGGAAGGCUUUGUGAAACAUCCUUGCUGCUACUCCGCUGGGAUGCGAACCUUACCCACCACCCAUGACGCCGUCAUCUCGCCCGCUUUCUGUCAUUCCAUUGUCCCAGAUCAGUUCAUGCACACGAAGUCCGAAACAGCAGGUUCCUCCUAUCAUACACGCUGCGGCAGUAUCACGACAACAGACAUACAAAUCAUUUCGCAGCCCGGCUACUACACAGACUCACAAUCGCAGUAUUUCCAGCUGCCAUGGACUGUCCUCACAUCUAGCCCCUCCGCCAGGUGCCGGGGCCAUCAGCGCUGCCGCUCGCG